CACUUUGUAGGCCUGUCUCUAAGGGAGAAAAUAUCGUCACAAACGCUUGGCAUGCAUGCCUGGCAUUUAGAAAAUGUCAUCAUACACAACAAAUGUGUAGGCCUAUAGCCUACUUGUAAAUAGACUACAACAGGCUUUCAUAAACAUUCUACUCAACAACAACAAAAGUACAACAUUAAGAGUAAAUAUUUAUUCGAGUAAACUAAUUUCAUGCCAAAAUAAAACGAUGGGCAUCUAGAUAGGUAGACUAAUAUUUGGCUGCCACCAAAUAAAACCCAAAACGCUGCACUAAAAAUGCAAGGCCUAGGCGCUAGGCGCACCCUGUCCUAGUGCGGUUGUUUUCAUUGCAGUUUAUUGUUCAUUUAUUGUGCCGUAAAAGCAGGGUGCUAUUGACUAUGCGCUUGACUUCUCACCUUCACAUGGCACCUGAUCAGGUAAUUGGUAUAAAAAAAACAGUUUUGGAGAAGGGCAACUCCACCCAUCAUAGGGUAAAGACACAUUUUAAACCUUUAUAUUUACAAGAGCAGGCCUUCAAUAUCUUGCUUUAUUUGGUGAUUCCCUUAGUCAAAAUACAAAAAUGAAUGGUUCAAAAUAUUUAGAUAUCAUUGAGGGAUAUCAAUUGUAAAUCGCAAGUGUAGGCCUGCAUUUGUUUGGUAGGCUAUUGGUCCUAAAAAGCAGAUGGUUAUGAUACCCCGUCUGCUACAGUGCUUUAUUAAACUGUUUAAAAUAAUCAGAAUAAGCAUGUCAUUUCAUAAUAAUAGCAUAAUGAUAGUGAUCAUUUUUUUCAAAUACUUUUGUUUAGGGAUAUUUUGCCCGUGCAAAAAAAGAAGUCUUGAAACUCAUCGCUAAAUUAUAAUACUAUUUCAGCAAUACACCAGUAAUAGCGCAUUGAAUAUAAUCUAGCCUAUAACACGGAUAUCAUAAUUGUUAUUAUCAGUGAAGUCUAGUUGUUUACUUACCAAUUCUAUUUGUGCUACUGGCACAAGAGACAGAGUUAGGGUUGCAAUACUUUGUGUUUAGAAAUGCAAAAUUGUGCUACUCUUGUCUACGUCUACAGCUGAGUUAGACUUGCUGUAUCUGCAAAUAAUAAUGUAGCACAGAACAAAAUUCUAUAAUAUUCAGGACGACAAUUGGAGCCUUAUUUAUGUCCGAUUCGUUUUUUGUCUGGUUCAAAUGGUAGGCUAUACCUCCAUACCUCCAAAGGACAUGAGUGACCAGCUGUUUUUUUCCGUGCAAAUGCCAGACUGUUUUCCACAAAGGGUGCAAUAAAACACUUCCCCAUACACUUCCACUUCCAUAGUACAAUAAAACCGCUCUCUACCUCUCCCCAACCCAAAUCACGUUUCCUUCACAGAAAGCGCAUCAACAACCUCGGCCUAUGUUGUUAACGCGAAGUAUAGAGCACGGUGCCUAUUUUUCUAUUCGAAAGAUAUAAUCUACUCAACCUAAUAUUGUGUGUAUGGUGGGGGGGUCUCAGUUAAUACAUGUAUAAAUUAUCUUAAGAGUUGCAUGAUAAACCUGGUUUACAGAGGUCAAAUGUUCCAUAUUAACUAGUUCUCUAUUCAAUUCAGAGAAAGGCUCACCGAUAACAUCCCACUGCUGCGUUCGUCACAUGGCCCACAUUAAAGUAAUAGCCUUUUAAAAGCAUUCGGAUGUAGAGAUCAAAGCAUGUUUGGGGAACACCACGUUUGUAUCCGACAACUUCUGCCAACCCAUGAGCUCAUUAGUUCGAUUAAACUGAGUGCGGAACUUUUAUUUGGAAAGCGGAGAAGGAUUGAUUAGACUAUGUGGAUAUUAAUCGAAUUCAUCAUACCUGUCAUAAAAGUCCUUAUUAUCUUUCCCAUGUUAUUCCAAAAAGAAAAAAAUAGCCUAAUAGCAAUAGCUUGUCAUUCAAAUCUAACUUUAGGUAGGCUGUAUUGUUUACAUGGAAGUCUAAUAAUCUGAGUUUGAUAUCGAUUAAGACGCCACAGACACAUUUGUGGCACGUUUACGGUGGAUAUUUUAAAAGCAGGAUUUUCGCUAUAUUUAAAUUUGUCAUCAUUUAUUUUAUAUUGUGUUGUCCUGCAAUAGGCCUUUACCGUCAAAUCGUAAUAUUUUCCACCUACACACUGGCGUAGCUAUUUCAUCAACUAAAUAUCAACUAUUACAGUAACAACCCUCAAAUGUUCACUGCAGUAUAGGCUACAGUAGUUUAAUACUUUGCUCUCUUACUGUUUAAGCCUAUUGGCCUUGUUUGUAAUAGGCCUAACAUCAUUUUGUGGUUUUGUCCAUUAUAUAUUUUUUAAAGGCACCGCUUGACUAUCCAGUGUCUUCACUUUAAGUUUAUUCUCUUUCCAUUCACUAGUGCAGUUAAUUUCUGUUGGGCUAGGAUUUCCCACACGCGGAUACACACAGUGCAUGCAGUGGUGGAGCGUUAUAGGCGGUAGACUGGAUGCUGUCAUUUGUCUGCUUUUAUGACUUCUGCGGCUUACACGGGCGUUAAAGACAUUCUUUCGCUGUAAAACUGCAAUAAACCCCCACUCUCCUUGCCCAAAGAAUUCGCACUGAACAAAGGGGCAACGCGCCAAAAAAAACGCUUGUCCCAAUAUAAGACUUUCCUUACCUCUUCGAAUAAAUGUGUCGAAUUUCGUGCACCAGCUCUAAUCUAAUUAUUGUCCAAAGUUGCUAUAGACUAUAGCUUAGCAGGCAACCUCAUGUGUUAUCAAAUGUAGCAUAGACCUGUCUUUUUUGAUGGAGAAGCCUCAAAAGAUUUUGGCAUAUCCUUACAUGCCUGUCUAUCCACAACAACCCAAUUUCAGGUAAAAUACAACUCCAUUUAUUACUCCUGUCGUGUAGGCCUAUCAUGACAUAAGUAACAGUGAUCCCAUUGCAUGGCGAACUAUUUCGUGUAAUUCCAGCUCUAAUGAUAAAUUAGGUGUGUGUGUGUGUGUGUCAAAGCGCACGCUCCUGUGUUCAGUUUUCCUGUCAGCCUCUAGGCUUCAAAACAAGCCUGUGUUAGGACUUGUUUUAUGUCAAACUGAAGUAACUCAAUACUUACUAUUUGUAUUUUAUAUCAUAAGAUUAGAUAACUGUGUCAUGGCCAUUCCUAUUAUCGAAUACAUCAACAUUCAGUCCAUUCAUGUAAGUCUAAAGCCUAUAGCAACGUUGCUAUUACAAACGAUAUAAUUAAAUGUCACCCAAACAUGUUUUCUAAACUCUAUUUGAACAAUUUGAUUAAACCCCUUUGUUUAUCAUAAAUCAUGCUUUUUAAUCAGUUUAUAAGCUAUGUAUCUCACACCGAGGAAAAAUAUAUGAAUCGACGAGGGCAAUAUUGUCAAGACUUUUUCUAACUGAAUAAUUCGAUCACUGUAUUGCAGUUGCGGACCCUAAUCUUAUUUUCUCGACCCGAGAGACUUGAAAACAUAACUCUCCGUCGUCUCUAAGGUCCGUCUUUAAAAAAAUAACAAGAGAAUGAACUCAAGUCAAAUAAUUGAAACAGAGCAUGCUUGUCUAGCGUUAGCAUCUAUUUCUCUCAAUAAUUCAAUUCUACAUUUAGGCUAAUUGAUUAAUGUGAUUGUUUAUGGCCAAUCUGAUUCAAUUCAUCCACUGCAUGUUCUUUAUACAUUUAUGAGCAUUAGUGUUAUUAUUUUUGCUUCAGUAUAGUACAGGCUACUGUGCAACAAAGAACAUGUGUUGCGGAGGCAGAUUGGCAAGUAUGUGACUUUGUGCGUGCGCAUGCGCGCUCGCGCGUGUGUGUGUGUGUAUAAACGCUCCCUAUUUAUGUAGUCCGUCUUUCUGUAUGUGCGCACGCAUAUGACAAUGUAUUAGCUUGCGAUUGCGUUUGUGUGGGUACAUGCGCGUAUGUGAGAGUAGUUUCAAGCGAGGAUUUUUAAAAAUGAAGUAACGUUUUUUUUCUCCCUUAGUCCUCUACUCCUUGCUUUUUAUUGGAGGAAAUUUGGUCAGCUGACAUUGUCAUCUUGUCCAUCCUAGAGUGAGGCUUUAGCAACAACAUUCGGCUUUGUACCUUGUGUCUUUAUUGGUGUCUAGAAAUACAUUAUAAAGAAAUCAUUCAGCGUGCCGGUAUUAAAAGAUAGACUGACAGAGAAAAAAAGAGAGUGACUUAGUGUGAGAGAGGGAGAAUAGAGAGAGAGGUGAGAUUGUAAGGGAGGGAGGGAAAGAGAAAGAGGGAGCAAGGGAGAGAGGCAAGGUAUGAAUUCGUAUUUCGCAAACCCGUCGCUCUCAUGCCAUUUAGCUGGUGGUCAAGAGGUUUUACCUAACGUGGCCCUAAACUCAACUACCUAUGACGCUGUUCGACACUACUCAUCCUACGGAGCCGCUGUGGCCCAAAAUCGGAUAUAUUCCUCGCCUUUCUAUUCGCCCCAAGACAACGUAGUGUUCGGCUCGAGCAGGGGACCGUACGAGUAUGGAUCCAACGUGUUUUACCAAGAUAAGGACGUGCUGCCCAGCUGUAGGCAGAGCAGUUUGGGACAAGGUGCACAAACCUCACUCCCCCAGGAUUACCCGUCUGAUCCGGGCAGGAACGGCUCGCAGGAACAGAAGGGGAACAUUCAGAUCUUCCCGUGGAUGCAGCGGAUGAACUCUCAUAGCGGAGUUGGAUACGGUUCUGACAGACGAAGAGGCCGACAAAUUUACUCCCGGUACCAAACUCUAGAACUCGAAAAGGAAUUCCAUUUCAACCGCUACUUGACGAGACGCAGACGUAUCGAAAUCGCCAAUGCACUCUGUCUCACCGAACGUCAGAUAAAAAUCUGGUUCCAGAAUCGCCGGAUGAAAUGGAAAAAGGAAAGCAAUCUAACUACGACUCUCACCGAAAGUGGUUCGGCAGGGGUGAGUCAAGACACGGGUAAAGAGGACACAGAAGAGGCGACAGAAGAGAAGAAAGAAUGAACGAGUUCCUAACUUACUAUAUGCAUCAAUCCGCCGUUCUGUGAGGAUAACUUAACUACCUAUCAAGUAGCCUACCUAUCAACUAUUGUUUGGCACAAUAAAGAAACUAGUGUAUUAAAAUAUGUGGCUGCGUUAAAUGCAAUGUGGACGCUACAUAUCUUCAGACAUCAAUGUUUGCCUUUUUCAAUUUCUUUCUGUAUUGGAUAUGAACAUUUCACCGUGACCAAAUCAUUUAAUUCCUUACUUGACAUUCCCUUGUAUACCCAAACUGUGUGUAACGCGAAGACAUUCAUCAUUAUAUGUUCUUAAAUGCUGUUUGACAGCAAAGAAAAACAGUGGUUCUCAGAUGUCCAUACACCUAUGAUGUUGGCAAUAUGUUUUACAAAAGUAAUUGUCAUAAGAUGUGAAGGAAGGUAUAAGCUUUACAUCCGCUUGAGUAACCCAUUUACGUUUUUUUCGUUUUGCUGUUUUGUUGUACGAAAAAACUAUGCUGAAUAAUAACGACUCACACUACCUAAAUUGUUGAUAUGUUUGUAAAUAUAUGUAUAUCUAUAUUACACGCCUUAGUCCUGUGAGAGCAUUCGUCCGCAUCCCGCACCUUCUUUGUAUUAGCUAGCCUACUUUAUUUAUGUUUAGAUUAUGUACCAGUAGGCUAGCCUACAUUGAGUAUGUGGUCAAAUCAUAACUGACCGAUGUGGCUUGAAUUGUAGCGUUAGUUGAAAAUCCGAAAUAAAACAAUAACAGUGAUGAAGGCUAUGAAAUUCACUUCAAGUCAUAUUUAAUAAAACUGUUAAUAAAAAAAA
Messenger RNA from Oncorhynchus mykiss (rainbow trout), 5690 nucleotides. RefSeq names its product homeobox protein Hox-C6. NCBI's taxonomy places the organism in Eukaryota, Metazoa, Chordata, Actinopteri, Salmoniformes, Salmonidae. Gene Ontology annotation, biological process: anterior/posterior pattern specification; regulation of transcription by RNA polymerase II. Gene Ontology annotation, molecular function: RNA polymerase II cis-regulatory region sequence-specific DNA binding; DNA-binding transcription factor activity, RNA polymerase II-specific. Gene Ontology annotation, cellular component: nucleus. The record is from RefSeq and is a predicted model, not a curated record.